Molecule: messenger RNA, 675 nt
Organism: Branchiostoma belcheri (Belcher's lancelet)
Lineage: Eukaryota; Metazoa; Chordata; Leptocardii; Amphioxiformes; Branchiostomatidae
Exons: 4
Coding region: 49-675 (208 amino acids)
Source: RefSeq, a predicted model, not a curated record
AAUGGGUGUAAGAGACACAACCUUCUGUCAGAAAUUGAAAACAUCUGGAUGCGGAAACAAGAACAACUGCUGCAAGCUGCACAACCCCUUAUCCUGGCUGGUGAGGGUAGAGCCGACAGCCCUGGACACUCAGCGAAGUAUGGCUCGUACACCAUGAUGGAUCUGCGCACUAACAGAAUUCUUGCAAGUCAGUUGGUUCAGAGCAAUAAAGUUGCUGGAAGCAACAAUAUGGAAAAAGAGGGCCUCAUCAGAACCGUAACAGAACUGUGGGCAAGGAACUUGCAGGUUGCUACCAUUGUCACGGACCGCCACUUACAAGUGGCAAAGUGGAUAAGAGAAAACAUGCCUGGAACACAGCAUCUGUACGAUGUGUGGCAUAUUCAUGGUGGACAUGUUGAGCUCUACCCCCAAUGUGAACAUGGACCUUUGAGGAGACAGUGGAUUCAACGAAAAGUGUUCAAGCUCAUGUGUUGCUGCUUGGUGGUGCUUGUCAGCAAUGCCGAGGCAGAGCGCGUGUUUUCCUGUCAGAACAGGAUCAAGACCAAAACACGCGCUCUCCUCGGCAUCGACCAGCUGGACAGGCUCAUCAGGCUCAGCUAUGCCAAGGUUCCCAUGGCACAGUUCGACUUUGUGGGAGCCAGGGACAUCUACCUGGAGGCCCCCAGGCGCCUUUAG